CUGCUUUAGUGAUCAAUCUAAUAUCAAUAGUGUUAUACUUGUCACUUGGUGUAUGUUAUAAACUUCAACUUAGGUACACAUAAAUAUACUAUACCUAAUAUUGUUAUUAAAAAUCCUAAAAAGAUCAAAUUUUUUACUAACUUAAACAAUAUGUUUCCGAUUAAGUAAUACAAGAUGAAGAAAAAUAAUAUCACAUGUAAACGAACCGCAUUUAUCGUGAACACGCGGAGACUGGUUGUAAGAAACUUAACACAGACGUUACCGAGGAUCGUAUCACACAGGGGAUGGCCUAAACAAAUAUUGAACCAUUACAAUUAUGGUUUAUUGCAGGCAACUAAAAAGUUCAGAAAAUGGCAUAAGAUAUGGUUACAGAAAAAAUACAAAAUGGCAAUGGAUUCUCGACAUAGAAAACAGCUCGAAUUGAAAAUACUAGCUGAAACCCUUUUCAAAGACAAAAAAUGGAAUUAUGGUCAAUGCAGUUCACACUUUUCGUUUCAAGGCGAACGGUUGAAUAUUACAGAGAAAAGCUUAAGGGCGACAUUCAUGCAUACAGUACCUAAAGAAAAAUAUGUUUACGGUUCCAGGGUAGUUAAAUUCGAUCGAAAAGGAUAUAAAAAAAGAUCCAGGCUAUUAAUAUUAACAACUAAGACGCUCUAUUUGAAUCAAGUAGUGAAAAAUAAGUUAAAAACUGUCGACAAGAUACCACUGAUUUACGUGAACAAGUUUGAAGUCACUUCGGGAAAAGAUAACUUUUUGCUGAUUAAAAUAUCCUCACAAUACAAACAAACUAAAGGUGAUUUAAUUUUAGAGAUUCCUUACCUAAUAGAGUUUAUUACGAAGUUCAUCAACAUUUCAAAAAAAUGUACUCUGUUGAAUAUCAACAGAAUUGAUAUUGGUCAAAAGUUAACACAUACUAUUAAAGGGUCAAAAAGUGGUGUCAUAGAACUGAAAGAAAAUAAAUCAGCCACACCUAUUAUUAUGAAGGACAAAAAUAAAAACCUAAUUGUCAGUGGAUAGUUAUACAAUAUACAUUUUACAUUAUUUUUGUUUGAUAAAAUUACUAGUACAUAUAAUUUAAAAUUUGUAUAUUUGUAAGACCAUCACUGUACCACUGAAGUAUAUUUAUUUUGAAGAGAAUAUAACAAGAUAAAAUGUCAGUUAAGGAAAAAUUUAAGGUAGUUAGAACUGGAAUGGCCACUACAUAGACAGUACCUACAAAGUUGCAUUUAAAAAUCUCUAGUUAGUUUUAAAAAUACUUGUAUUCAGACAUUAUUAUAGUGAAAUAUUUCUUUUAGUAUUGA
This is a messenger RNA of Adelges cooleyi (spruce gall adelgid), 1301 nucleotides long. RefSeq names its product unconventional myosin IC-like. Gene Ontology annotation, cellular component: myosin complex. The record is from RefSeq and is a predicted model, not a curated record. The coding region runs from base 175 to 1017 and encodes 280 amino acids. The transcript is spliced from 6 exons. Lineage: Eukaryota; Metazoa; Arthropoda; Insecta; Hemiptera; Adelgidae. Gene Ontology annotation, molecular function: cytoskeletal motor activity.